Harpia harpyja (harpy eagle) is the source of this 833-nucleotide messenger RNA. It is a transcript of the gene ADIRF, whose product is annotated as adipogenesis regulatory factor. Gene Ontology annotation, cellular component: nucleus. The record is from RefSeq and is a predicted model, not a curated record. Bases 130 to 360 code for a protein of 76 amino acids. Gene Ontology annotation, biological process: positive regulation of fat cell differentiation. The transcript has 3 exons. Lineage: Eukaryota; Metazoa; Chordata; Aves; Accipitriformes; Accipitridae.
AUCAGCAGGUAUCCUGGCACAUGUAUAAAACCAGGACAGGUUAGGACACCCCUCACAUGGCGUGCUAUACAUCACCAGGCACUUAAUUUUGUUGAUGCGGAGGUGUGUCAACACGUGUCAGAAGCUACAAUGUCGGGUAAAAGCUUCCAGGGACUGAAGGAACAGGCUGAAGGUGCAGCAAAAGGUGCUGCAAACACGUUGGGACAGGCUGCUCAGGAUGCAGUCAACCAGAUUACAGAUGCAAGCCAGAAAGCUAUUGACAAGGCUUCCAAGACAGCGCAAGAUGGGGUAGAAAAAGCAACUGGACAAGCUGCAGAAGCGAUGUCUGGCCUUGGGAAAAAGUGUGGAUUUAAGAAAUGAUGCUAAUUUAAACAAAGAGUAUUGCAUGUAAAAAUCUCUCUUUGGUCUGCAAUUCCCUACUCCUUUGUGUAGAAGAACGAAACCUGUUUGAGAUCUGGAUAAUUUCUCUCUCUCCAAAUACAAAAUUUUAAGGCAAAAGGUCCCCCUCAUCCUUCAUAUAGGAAAAAUACAUCUUUUAGCACAUCUCGUAACAUCUGUUCACAAUCUUCAAAAUGGCUCAUAAGGCUUCAGCAAUCCUAUUGCCCUACUCUUACAACAGCACAAUGAUUAUUGCUGCAUUUGCUGAGUGUAUUUACAAAACCUGUGAAAGCGUUCAUACUCCAGGACACCAGAACAUUCAUGUGAUGAAACUGAGUUUCCUUCCAGUAACCAAAAGUUAAGCAGGGGUUAUAUUCCAUGUCAGUUGUUCGUUUGUUCCUGUCUGCUGUAUUUUCAAAUUAAGAUAAAUAAAAGGUAUUGUAAGAUUUCCACUA